Sphenostylis stenocarpa is the source of this 1122-nucleotide messenger RNA. The record is from the annotation of a GenBank genome assembly. NCBI's taxonomy places the organism in Eukaryota, Viridiplantae, Streptophyta, Magnoliopsida, Fabales, Fabaceae.
AUGUCAAUGUGGAGCAACCUACCCUUGGAUCUCUUAGCCAAAAUCUUCUCCUUUCUCUCCCCAGACUCACUAGCCAUAGCAAGAUCAGUUUGCAAGAAUUGGCACACUUGUUCCAAGGCAUAUCCUAUAGCCUCAACAUCUGCAACAACAACAACCUCUUCAUGGUUCUUGGCUCUUCCAACUCGCAACCAUAGACCCUGUUGUUGUUAUGCUCACAAUCCAACCAUAGACAAAUGGCACCAACUCUCUCUACCACUCCCAUCAAUUCGACCAAUUGCUUCAAUUGGGGGUCUUCUCCUCUUAAAGGUCAUCAAUUCCACAACCCUCCAAUUGGGUCUUUGCAACCCCUUCACGGGCGAGUUCAAGCACCUUCCCCGGUUGCAUGCUGCAAGGACCAACCCUGCCAUUGGAGUCACACUGUCGAAUUCGAAUUCAUCUCAGGAUGAUGUUCGGUUGCCUUCGUUUAAAGUUUACGUGGCAGGUGGCAUGUCGGAGGCAGCACAAGGUGGCGCCACGUAUGAAACCAAGGUGGAGAUGUACGACUCAAGGGUUGACACGUGGCAGGUGGUGGGUUCGACCCCUGUGGAAAUCGCCGUUAGGCUCACCGUGUGGACACCCAAUGAGAGUGUGUGCAUUGGAGAGAGAUUGUAUUGGGUAACCUCGGCCAGAGCCUAUACUGUUAUGGGAUACGACGUUGGUCGAAAUGGGUGGAGGGAAUUGGGUGUGCCUAUGGCUGAGAGGCUAGAGUUUGCCACGCUUGUUAAGAGAAAUGGGGCAUUGGGAUUAGUGGGUGGCACGUGUGGGGGGAGUGGUUCCAUUUGGGAGCUUAGUGAAGGUGAUAAGUGGUGCUUGGUGGAGAAGGUGCCACUUGAAUUAGGGUUGAAAUUGUUGGGAGGGAAGAGAGUUUGGGAGAGUGUAAAGUGUGUGGGUAAUGAGGAUUGUAUUUGUUUGUACAAGAAUUUUGGAAAUGGAAUGGUGGUUUGCAAAAGGGUAGGAGUUAUGGGUAGGUGGGAAUGGAUUUGGGUUGAUGGGUGUCAUUACAUCAAGGGAAAACAAUUGCCCCAUUGUCCAAUUAGAGGGGCACUUCUUCAUCCAACUCUUGCUUCUUCUCUUAUCUAUUAA